Messenger RNA from Chlamydomonas reinhardtii, 2887 nucleotides. RefSeq lists its product as uncharacterized. NCBI's taxonomy places the organism in Eukaryota, Viridiplantae, Chlorophyta, Chlorophyceae, Chlamydomonadales, Chlamydomonadaceae. Gene Ontology annotation, cellular component: cytosol; mitochondrion. Bases 490 to 2067 code for a protein of 525 amino acids. The record is from RefSeq and is a predicted model, not a curated record. Gene Ontology annotation, biological process: dTMP biosynthetic process; tetrahydrofolate biosynthetic process; one-carbon metabolic process. The transcript is spliced from 10 exons. Gene Ontology annotation, molecular function: dihydrofolate reductase activity; thymidylate synthase activity.
GACAGCAUUUAUUACACAGCGAGAGUGCUAAAUUCAGCAGAGUUUUAGUCCUGGCCGCAUUCACGUCGCCUGCUGCAUCGACAUCGGCUUUUCGAAUACCGGGCGAUCGCCCACAGAAUGCAGACUAUUCCACUAGCCCGACACCUCACGCAGCCAGCUGCAAGACAAUUAUACAGGACCAACACGUUCCUUUCAGCGCUAUUCGAAAGCUCUGGCCGGGCAGGAGUUCAAAAUAGACAGCUUCAAUUGAUAGCGCAAGCUUUGCGGACUCUCCACAGCAGCUCCAGGAGCUCGCCGAGUUGCAGCCGCGUGACGCAGCUGUCUGUCGCGCCAGCGCGGGAAUUGCUUCUGUUGCGCAAAGCUGCCGCUCGGCACGUCGCUUCUGCUACCGCGACAGCACCUUCUAGCAGCGCGUCUGCUGCCGGAUCGUUUGACGAACAGCAGGUUGAGGGAACCACCUCCACAUCCGGGACCAGCAACAUUCCGCACAUGGACACCUCUCGCAAGGGCUUCCAGCUGGUGAUUGCGGCGACGCCCAGCCUUGGCAUUGGCAAGAAUGGCAAGCUGCCCGACUGGCAGCUGCCGGGCGACAUGGCUUACUUCAAGGAGCUGACCAGCCGCACGCGCGAUGGCGCCCACACCAACGCGGUCAUCAUGGGCCGGAAGACCUGGGAGUCAAUCCCCGCGAAGUUCCGCCCGCUGAAGGGCCGCCUCAACAUCGUGCUCUCGCGCUCCUUCGCCGACGACGCCGACCUGUCCGCGGACCAGAACAGCAGCGCAGCUGCAAAAUCCGCUGCCGCGCCCGAUGCCUCCUCCUCCAAGCCUGCGGCCGACGCCUACGCGAACGCGCAGAAACACGGCUCGGGCCUGGGCUCGGGCGUGCUGGGCGUGGGCAGCCUGGAGUCGGCUCUGUCGCUGCUGGAGCACAAGGAGCUGAAGGGCGGCGUGGAGGGCGUGUUCAUCAUCGGCGGGGGGCAGGUGUACGCGGAGGCGCUGGCCCACCCCAACUGCACCGCAGUGCACCUCACGCAGGUUGAGAAGGAGUAUGAGUGCGACACCUUCCUGCCGGCCCUGGACCCAGCCGUGUGGGGCGUGUGGUCGUCCAGCGAACCAGUCACCGAGAACAACACACGGUACUCGUUCGUGUGCUACACCCGCCGCGGCACGGAGCAGGCGCCGGAGCUGCCCCCCUGCAUGGCCUCGCGCCACGACGAGCAGCAGUACCUGGAGCUGGUGCGUGAGCUCAUCACCAGCGGCGUGUUCCGGCCCGACCGCACCGGCACCGGCACCUACAGCCGCUUCGGCCGCACCAGCCGCUACAACCUGCGCCACACGUUCCCGCUGCUCACCUCCAAGCGCGUGUUCUGGAAGGGUGUUGCGGAGGAGCUGCUGUGGUUCAUCAGCGGCGCCACCAACGCCAACCUGCUGCGCGACAAGAACAUCCACAUCUGGGACGGCAACAGCAGCCGCGAGUUCCUGGACGGCCGAGGCCUGGGACACAGGGAGGUGGGCGACCUGGGCCCUGUGUACGGCUUCCAGUGGCGCCACUUCGGAGCGGAGUACAAGGACAUGCACACCGACUACACAGGCAAGGGCGUGGACCAGCUGCGCUACAUCAUCGAUACGCUGAAGAAGGACCCCAACGACCGCCGCAUGGUGAUGAGCGCCUGGAACCCGGCGGCGCUGGCGGAGAUGGCGCUGCCGCCCUGCCACAUGUUCUGCCAGUUCUACGUGGCCGACGGCGAGCUGAGCUGUCUGAUGUACCAGCGCAGUUGCGACGUGGGCCUGGGCGUGCCCUUCAACAUCGCCUCGUACGCGCUGCUCACACGCCUGGUGGCGCAGGUGACGGGCCUGCGGGCGGGCGAGCUGGUGCACGUGAUGGGCGACACGCACGUGUACGCCAACCACGUGGAGCCGCUGAGGGAGCAGCUCAAGAACACGCCGCGCCACUUCCCAACCCUGCGCAUCAACCCGGACAAGAAGGACAUUGACUCGUUCGUGUUUGAGGACUUUGAGCUGGUGGACUACAACCCGCACAAGACCAUCAAGAUGCAGAUGGCGGUGUAAGGAUGUGGGCGCGCGAGGGGCGCGUGGAUUGGUGUGGUGCAGCACCGCACUGUUUGCUGUGUGCUUGUGGCGCAAUGCAAACAUCGCGCAACGCAGGAGGUGGCAGCCGCUUAGCAGGGUGCGGCGCAGAGUCUGGCAUGGGGGGCGGAGCAGGGCAACAGGCAUGAUAGUAGGGGUGUUUAAUGGAGUAUGUGGUGUGUCGGGAGUGUAUGGAGUUGGCUGUGCCGGACGACGGGCAGGGCAGGGCUGCUUCCAGGGGCGGCCCAAGUGUGCGCAGCCAUGUCCAUUCAUGCGCAUGCAUGCCAAGCCCUUGUCUGCCGGGUCUCAUGGGAAUGACAUGUAUCUGUACAUGCGGUGCUGGUGCUCAUUAGUGUACGGUACACGCAUUGGCUCCAACAGUGCAAACUGCAUAACAUCAUAGUGCCGCAAUGGCGUCAUGGGCGCUGACUGCUUGGAGGUUAUGUGACUGGCGCAUACAUGUUACAUGGUUGCGAUGUUGACUGCGGCAGCAUUGAGAUUUGAGACCACUGUGUGCCGAUGAAGGAUGAAGGACUACAAGUCUACAACCGCUGUGGCCCCAAGUGUGUGGCCAUAGCCACGGCCAGUAUCAGCGGCACUGGUAACGGGGCAGGAUAAUUGUUUGUGCGCGGGCGUCGUGUUCUCAAUUUUGAUUGGUGCCUGGGUUUGGUGUCACUUGUUUCUUGGGGCUCAGCUUAUCAGCCACGUGACUACACCAACCUGCCCCUUGAUUGCUGCUAGCCUGGCGCGCCACCUGGCGACCCAGUGGCACCUGUGGCUGGUUCACUCCUGCAAGCACUGU